AUCACCGCGCCCCGUGUCCGCUCACGACUCCGACGCAUCACACGCGCGAUGUACAGCCGGGGGCUGGGCCUCAGCGACUUCAACGUGCUUGACGGCGAAGGCAACCCGUUUCUGUUCGAGCAGUUCAACCAAUGUCGGGCGGUGCUGAUAGUAAACGUCGCCAGCCAGUGCAGCACGGCGGAAAGGAACUACCUAGAGCUGCAGGCACUACGAGAAGCAUACGACGAGGAUGAACUCGCUAUCGUAGCCUUCCCAUGCAACCAAUUUGGAGGAGUAGAGCCGGGCAGCUGGCAAGAGAUAUCUAGUUCCGCGGAGAGAAGAUUCGGCGUCACGUUUCCGAUCAUGGGCAAGGUGGAAGUGAACGGGCUUCGGUCGCACCCUCUGUUCGCAUGGCUCAAGGCAGCCUCGGGGGUGCCGGGGAACAUUGAAUGGAACUUCACGAAGUUCCUUGUCGUGGGGGGCAACCACGUGACAAGAUACUCCCACGAGGUGAAUCCUAGCCAGAUCGAGCAAGACAUUAUUAGUGCUCCCAGUGCCGGGUACGAGGGCGACUUAUGAAGGGAAUGGUCUCAGGGACCAAGGCAGAUGGCGUUGGACGCCAGGAAAAGAAAGCGCAGCCUGCGGUGCGCGUGUGCUGCACGUUCAACGCCUCUACGGAAAAAAACCAACAACUCGCUCUCUAUCUCCUCCCCGCUCGGAGAGCAGCAAAGCAAUGCGCGGCUUGCGAGAGGCGUGUGCACGCGAGGUGCGUUGUGCUUACUUAAACUAAACUACGACGGAUUUUACGCCCGACGCUCACGCGCGCCCAUCCACACGUAAGUGUGGAGCGGAGGGGAGGCGUUCCUGUUCUUUGCUGGAUCAGCCUGCGCCCCCCCCUUGCGUCCACCAAGAGCGAGGUCUGUCUUUGUCUUCGGGAAAUCCCACCAGACAAGGCAGCCCCCCUCCCCAAGCACUACCACUGCCAUCCGGCGUGGGAGCGCUCUUUCCUGUUGUUAUUGUCGUUGCGGCGAGGCUGCCAUCGGAGGGUGGGUGUGCAUGGAGCGUUUGCGCGAGAGACUGACUGUUGGGUAGUGUCCGUACAGCGCUCAGAGGCGUCGUCCGGGGUGAUGUCCGGUACAGAUUCACGUGUUGGAGAGCCAGGUUUUCCUUAACCCUUGCUUUGAUUGUUUUUCGAGUAUUUUUUUACUUCUGGCUCGUUUUCUCUAACUUAUUCAGUUUUAUUUUUUGGGGGUCGUGGAUGUUCGACGAAAGACCUCCUCUUCCUCUGGAAAAUUGCAUGCGUACAUACACGCGUCAGCCAUUUUGACUUAAUGGGGCUGUUCGUUGGCUUUGUAAAUUUCAGUUUUUUGUUGGUAAAAUCGACUGCUGCUGGUGUUGCUGCUGCUGUGUUGUCGACCGGCGGACUUAACGGCACUGACCAGUAGGAAUGCGCCUAGGAAAAGUAGGUAGCAGACGUCCGCGUCAGUAUUGGCGUUGUAAUAGACGAUCUGCUGCUGUGUCACAUCAGUGAUGACUUCACUUCCUUCCUCCGUCGACGUAUGCAUACAUCACUGGGUCAGAAAGAGGCUGUGGCUGUUGUACCUCAAACCAUACAUUAGCUGAGUGGGGUGUUGAAUGAGUGGGCCCUUUUAUUUCUGCACGUGAUUGGGUUUACAUUUUAUAGCACUGCGUGAUUGGCCAUGUCAAACGCUGAACAUCGUAUACCACCUUGUUUUUCUUCCAUUUUCAAGUUUUUUUUUUGGUCUUUGCCCCGCGGAUCACGCUGCGGUUGGGACGCCGUUUCGUUGUUGCGGUUUGGUGUGAAAUCUUGUAGAGAAAUGAUAGUGCUUUUUGGUACGUGCAUGUUGUCGUUUGUAGCACUUAAAGUGAAGUCUACAUCCCUGAUUUUUUUUUUCAGCGUCCUUCCUCCUCCCUCCGCUGGCUACGGGGAACGUACGAAGACUGUUCAUCCAUACCCCCCCUCCCCCCUCCCGACACAUGGAGUUUGUUUGCUGCCGUGGGGUGCUUUCUGUUUUGGUAAGAAUCUUCUCUUGGAAGAGUGGAACCGUUUGGUCGGAAAUCUGAGCGAUUUUGGUCCGUGCUGAGUGAUGAGGUGGUGAGGGCGGAUGGUCGGUGGGGAGGAGGGGGGGGGGGGCGAACAAGGCAAAAGCGGGCGCGCCCGCCCGCACCCCCGCUGCCUGCUGCCAUCGUUGGUUGUUUCCAUUGGUGUGCAUGUUUGUGUUUGUUUUGAGAGCGCGUCCCUGCCAUUCAGACCGCCUUCUUUUUCUGUUUUUGAAAAUUCGGGGAGGGCAUGCGGUGGAUACUACAGACGAAGUGGUUCGGGCUUGACACCCCCUCGUUGGCGCGAAACAGACAGCAGUUUUAUCUCUUUUCCGUAGGGCACGCACGAUAUUCUGUGCAGUAUUUCUUGCUUUCGAGCAUGCCCGGCCGGUCAAGAGAAGGAGGAGGAGUCAGGGUUUGACAGUCGGCCGUGGUGCGUGUCAAGAUUAGAUGCUGGAACGGAAUCGUUGUACGUACAUCGUGAGCCGAGCCCUCGGUCAUGGUGAGUUAAGUUAGCCCAUAGAGAUAAACUGAAGAAACGUGAGGUCCCCGGGGCGCGGUCUACCCCCGUUGGUAGAGGUCUCCGUGAGUGUAUGAGAGAGGCUUUGCUUCGCGGAGAACGAGUUUGUCACUACUCGUGUAUAUAUAUAUAUGUAUCGAUCGGUGGGACCCCUGCUGUUUUAUCUUGAGUACACGUGCUUAAAUAGGGAAAGAUAGUAGUAGCGUUUGGUGAGCUCUGUGAGCAGCUUGGGUUUCUGUUCGGUUCCUGGUCCGGUUUAUUAUUUAGUGGUUUUAUUCCUGUCGCCGUUUUGUUUCCGGCUAGCUUCCUUGAUUCCCCGUAUCGCUUGGUAUAGUUUGUUGCGAAUCCGCUAAACUUUCUCGCCUCCCUCGUCUGCCACGCACGGUUUCGCCGUGAGCGAGCGGAAGAAGGAAUCAUUGCUGCGUCGACCAACUUCGCGCGAUCGAAGUGGAAAUACUGCUGCUGUGGGCGUUCCGUUCAAAAAGCCAGGCUUUAGCGGUGCAACACACCAUGUUUUGGGGCAGGUGUGGAUCAUCAACCAGAGAUGAAAGUGCGUGUAAUCGCAGAGCGGAGUGUUAGUGGUGGUGAUGCAUACGUCCAUGUCCAAACCUUAACUUCUGGAUUCUUCUACGUAACCCCUCCGGUGCUAGCUCAACGGAAAAGCUACAGCAGUGGCGGUAAUAGUGGUAGCGGUGGUGGUGGUUGCGGUGGUGGUGGCGAUUCGCGCUGAAAUGGUGGCAGUGGCACGAGCAAGAGUAGCGGCGGUGCGACCCUCCGUUGGAAGGAGGGAGGACAAUGCCUCCGCUGCAAAAAACAACUCACCGGAUGAUAAUAUUGUAGAGCGGGGAGGUAUCGUUGUGUGGCAGAUAAUAUUUACAUACGAGACGUGGAACUAUUUACGAGUCUCGGAACGCGGCGGAAAAACAACGGCAGGGUAGGGCGGUGGCGGGGGAGAGGGGGGCGCUGACUAUUGACAUGCUUUGGCAAGCCUCCCCGAGCAUGGCAGGUUCACUUUCUGCCCGACAAAACGAGCCACACCUUAAAAAAGAAUUCGGGAGGUGCUUCGUCAAGAAUCUUGCACGAAAACCUAUGAAGUCGCUGUUGGGUUACCCCACAUGAAAAGAAAUAAAGCUCGGGCAAGGCGUUUUGUAGUGGUGACGCAGGGCACGUCUCCGCGGCAUCGCAUGAUUGGCCUGUAAUACCAGCACGCGAAACUUCUCUUCGACCGCAUUUCUUGGUCUGAUCUUGUUCUCGAUCUCGACACAGGAGGAGCGUGGGUCUUUUGCCCUAUUCCACAAAGAGCAGUGGCCAAAAUCGGGUACACCCGGUUCAAACAUGGCUAUAAUCGGGUACCCCUACAAGACGCUGCUGGAAACGACCGCAUGACACCGUCUGAUUGGCCGACGCCCACCCCUACCCGACCUUGACCAUCUUUCCACCGGGUGCACCCGAUCUUGGAUCCUCGCCCCCCGGAGGGGUACCCGGUUUGCUUUCCCCUACCCGAAAAUGGCUGGGCUGUUCGGCCAAACCCCAUGCACACAAGAACACGUCAGCAAUGCCUUGCCCUCGAAUUCGGACGUUCUGACGGCAGGCGGGGGCGGACCCACCGCUGGCGGUGGAGCUCUCGCUUGGGGGAAACGGCAUCAGGCAGGCGGUCGGUGCAAAUGAUCGAG
This is a messenger RNA of Ectocarpus sp. CCAP 1310/34, 4233 nucleotides long. The record is from the annotation of a GenBank genome assembly. NCBI's taxonomy places the organism in Eukaryota, Phaeophyceae, Ectocarpales, Ectocarpaceae.